Molecule: messenger RNA, 643 nt
Organism: Sus scrofa (pig)
Lineage: Eukaryota; Metazoa; Chordata; Mammalia; Artiodactyla; Suidae
Gene: IFNA1
Product: interferon, alpha 1
Biological process (GO): defense response
Cellular component (GO): extracellular region
Molecular function (GO): cytokine receptor binding
Source: RefSeq, marked provisional
CCCACCUCAGCCAGGACAGAAGCAUCUGCAAGGUUCCCAAUGGCCCCAACCUCAGCCUUCCUCACGGCCCUGGUGCUACUCAGCUGCAAUGCCAUCUGCUCUCUGGGCUGUGACCUGCCUCAGACCCACAGCCUGGCUCACACCAGGGCCCUGAGGCUCCUGGCACAAAUGAGGAGAAUCUCUCCCUUCUCCUGCCUGGACCACAGAAGGGACUUUGGAUCCCCUCAUGAGGCUUUUGGGGGCAACCAGGUCCAGAAGGCUCAAGCCAUGGCUCUGGUGCAUGAGAUGCUCCAGCAGACCUUCCAGCUCUUCAGCACAGAGGGCUCGGCUGCUGCCUGGAAUGAGAGCCUCCUGCACCAGUUCUGCACUGGACUGGAUCAGCAGCUCAGGGACCUGGAAGCCUGUGUCAUGCAGGAGGCGGGGCUGGAAGGGACCCCCCUGCUGGAGGAGGACUCCAUCCUGGCUGUGAGGAAAUACUUCCACAGACUCACCCUCUAUCUGCAAGAGAAGAGCUACAGCCCCUGUGCCUGGGAGAUCGUCAGGGCAGAAGUCAUGAGAUCCUUCUCUUCCUCCAGAAACCUGCAAGACAGACUCAGGAAGAAGGAGUGACAGACACCUGGUUCAUCAUAGAAAUGCUUCUUAC